GAGCGGAGGACACGCCCCCCGCCGCGGGCCGCGCUAUUGUCCGGCGGGACCGGGAUUGGGAUCGGGAUCGGAUCAGGAUCGGGACCGCGAUCAGGAUCAGGAUCAGAAUCGGGAUCGGGACAGGGACCCCCAGCGCCUCCCGGGCUCUCCCUGCAGGACGCGGUGGCGAUGUUGUGACCUACAUUCGUGACAAGGAGGUCCCCAGCCCGCCGCCACCAUCGGGCCAUGAAGCGGCACAAGUGACAGGCCCGCCGUGCCCGCGGCCAUGGCCAGCCCGGCACCAUGGCUGCACUGCACACAAACAGAGCUGACGCCCUGGGAGGGAGAGGACGAGGAGGAGGAGGAGGAGGAAGACGACUUUGAGAGGCGGAUGGACGAGGACGGGGUCAUCGGCCUGGGGGAGGGUGCCAGGAGCCCACCGUGGGGUGCCGGGGAGGACCCGGAGGAGGGGUCCCCGCUGGAGGAGGGUCGCUGGCACCCGCAGCAGGACCUGGCGGAGGAGGACGAGGAGCGGGGCAGCUCCGGGGGGGACGAGGGGCCCUGGGGGGCAGAGAGUGACGGGGAGCCCUACCCCGAGCUCUCCUGCGAGGGUCGGUGGGGCUCGGGCACGGAUGGUGGGGACACCUCGGCGCUGUCGGACACCAGCCCUGGCCCUGCCACCCCAUCCCGCCGGCCCCGGGGCUGGGGCACAGCCGGGGGCACCUCUGGAGGGCACGGGCAGGGGUGGACCCCGAGGCGGAGCCUUCCACUACCUCUCUCCACCGACGACCCCCGCGAUGCCACCAGCCCCGAGCCUGUCCCCAAGCCCCAAACAGCCCCUGGCACCACUGGCUUGGCAUCCCCGGAGGAGCCCCAGGGCGCUGGGAACCCCCCAGCACCCCAACUGCACGACAGGUCCCGGGUGCCCAAAAAACCGGCACCCACGGUGGUGCCCCCCAAGCCCUCCCGGCAGUCGCGGUCCCUGAGCCCCCGGCGGGGAACAGGAGGCAAGGGGCACAGGGAUCCCUCGGGAACGGGCACGGAUGGCACCCAGUACGGCCGCGGGCGCCUCAACCACCCCCUGCCCGACCUGUCCAAGGUGGAGGCGCGGGUGAAGUUCGACCAGAGCUACCGCCCCCCCCGGGGCCGGGUCCUGCCCGCCCGCCCCAGGGUGCCCGGUGGUCCCGUUGGCUUCAAGUCCCCGGCCGAAAUCGUGCGGGAGGUGCUGCUGAGCAGCGGGGAGGGGGUCCCCCCGCAGCCCCCCAGCACCGCCGGGCUGCCACAGGAGUUCAGGUCCCCCAAACAAGCUACCGCGCUGGUACAGCAGCUCCAGGACGACUACCACAAGCUGCUGACCAAGUACGCCGAGGCUGAGAACACCAUCGACCAGCUGCGCCUGGGGGCCAGGGUGAGCCUGUUCUCGGACCCGCCCCAGCCCAGCCGCAGCCUGGCCGUGGGCACCGUGGGCACCGGCUGCCGUGUGAUGACCCUCAGCAUCCCACAAGCCCGGACGGCAGCUCUUGGCACGGCCACGGCCACAGCCUCCACCUCGCCAGCUGGAGCUCCAGCACCGGGACCAUCAGAUCGGGGGGGUUCACCCCACCCCCGAUCCCCCCCUCCGCCCGGGGGGGGCUGCCCCAGCUGCCCCGGGCCGUGCUGCUGCCCCGGCCCCCGGCUCACCCGGGCACUGGCGGGGCAGAGCCGCAGGCUGCAGGCACAGGUGGAGUCCUUCGAAAGGUGGAUCCGUGCGGGGAGCCUCCCACCCUCGGAGCAGCUCCAGAGGAUGAGGCUGCUGAAGGACGCGCAGGAUGCGCUGGAGCGGGAAUACCUGCGGGGCCGGCAGCAGCUCCCGGGGGCUGCGGGGGGGUUUGAUCCUGACAGGGCGGUAGAAGAGGAGAUUUACCGCCUGGGGCUGCGCCUGGAGGGGCUGAAGGAGCGGCUGGAGCCGGGGGACAGGCGGCAGCCCCCCCUACAGUCCCCUCUGCAGCCCCUCCCGCAGCCCCGCUGCCCCCCAGCCCCAUCUCCACCGCCGGCCCCCCACUCCCCAUGCCCCGAGAGCCCCGCGCUGGUGGACGGUGCCCUGGGGACAGCGGGGGACAACGAGGGAGUGAGGGGGGGGCUGCUCUGGCCCCUCUGGCACAAGCAGCUCCGAGUGGAGGAGGAUUUCGCGGACCUGCUGGAGCAGUACAAGCACUUCAAGUCCCUGCCGCAAUCACUGAGUCUGGAGCAGCUGAGCCUGGCGGGAAGCGGGUCCCAGGAGGAGGUGGAUGCGCCUGUAGCAGGGGACGGUGGCCCCGGCAAGGUCCCCUGCAGGACACGGUCACUGGAGGAGGGGGCUGACCUGGAGACCUUCCCCGUGCAUCCCCCGGAGAGAAAAGCUGCACUGCUGCCCUCCAAGGGACCCCCAAAAGCAGAGGGGCCACGGGGCCACCCAUCCCCUGCCACCUCUGAGGAGCCACCAGCCACUGCCAAGCCCCACCUGGUGGCCCCGGGACCACCACGGGCGCCGCUGUCCCGCCGCAGCAGCGGGACGGGCAGCGCUGCCCCCCAGCACGGGCCCCGCAAGGUGAAUCCCCUGGGUGCCCCCCUGCCAGCACCCCCAGACCCUGCCGGGGGUCCUGGGGUGCUCAGCACCGAUCCUGCUGUCCCCGCGUCCCUGCGGGAGCAGCGCAUCGUGUCACCGGAGACGGACAGCGGCUUCGUGGGCUCGGAGGCCAGCAGGGUGUCACCCCCCGUGCACACCCCCGAGCACCGCCCCCCUGGCACCGGGGUCCCCGGCUCGCUGGGACCCUCCAUCCCCAUCCCCACAACCCUCCGUGCCCCACGGAAGAGAGAGACGACCCCGCUUCCCUCCGAGACAGCACUGAUGGGCAUCUACCCCGCGGACGGGCAGGGGGGCACGGAGGGGCCCUGCCUGCCCCCCAGCACCCCCUCGCAGAGCAGUUCCACCCCUCGCUGGGCCGAGAGCGCGGGCAGCGAGGCGGGGCCCGACCCCGGCGGCGACGGAGCUCACACGGACUCGGAGGUGGGAGACAGGAGCUGUGCCAGCACCAGUGGACACCCCCCAGCCAUGGCCAGGAGGGUCCCUCCAUCCCCAGCCCCAACCAGCCCCCCACCAUCCCCUGAAACGCCGUCCCCCACCCUCCUGUCCCCCGACCUGCCGUCCCUCACCCCGGCUCACUGUGACCUGCUGGGCUCCCGCCUGGAGCGCGACCAGGCCAUCCGGGAGCUGCGGGAGGAGGUGUGGCGGCUGCGGCGGCGGCUGGAGGAGACCCUGCACCGCUCCCGCAGCUAUCCCGAGGGAAAAGCCACUCCCCGUGUCGCCCCGGCCAGGAGGCAGCCCGUGGGCAGCGCACCAUCGUCCCCCCAGGACGCAGCACCCUCGGGGGAGCUGAGCCCCCCGGCGCGGGGCAGGGUGGCCCCCGGGGUCGCACCCACGCGGAGGGGCAGGUCGGCAUCGCUGCCACGGGACAGGCCGGAGCUGGACCUCACCUCCGAGUCGGACCCCUCUCCCGCCGGGCCCCGGGCACGCCCCUCCCUGCGGAAGCACCCUGGGAGCCCCCCGGGAGCGGUGACAUUCCGGGGACAGUACACAGGGACACGGUACCAGGGGGGGACACCACGUGCUGCCCCAGCACCCCGAGAGGAGCCGGGCACCCCGGGGUGCCCUCGAUGUCGCAGGAGCGGGACAUCAUCGGGUGGAUUCUGGGUGGGUGAUGCCACCCAGCAGCCCCAGCACAGCACCCCAAGGAGGACACGCUGCCCCACUUGCCGGGCGCCCCUGGGCCCCCCCGUGCCAGGCAGCAGGGACAGAGCCACGCACGCAGAGCGUGGCCCCGGUGCCACAUCGUCCCCAGGCUCCCACGUUGGUCCCCGAGCCGAGAAGCCGGAUCAGCCCGGAUUUUGGUACCUGGCAGCCGGUCCUGCUGCCACCGUCUGCCUCGCCCCCGUCCCCCUCGUGCCUUACGUGCCCUCCGUGCUCUACUGCUCCCCAGCCGUACCUACCUCAGCCCCCGCCACGGCCGCGGCCACCCCGCGCCUCACCGGGGGAAACCGGCGGGCACAGAGACCCUCCCGGGCACAGCCCCGCCACCACUGCCUCAGCCUGGACCUGCAGGAGCUAGACGAGCUCAACUGGUCCCUGAGCCGGGCCGUGGAGGCUGCCCAGAGCGUCAGGGUGACCACCACCCGCAUGAGUCGGGCACUGGCCGCUGAGCUGGGCCGGGCACGGGAUCUGCGCAGCUCCUGCCUCUUCUGAGGGUCCCACGGGACCUGAGGGGCUCCUGCCUCUUCUGAGGGUCCCCCUGGCACCUUCCAAACCAUCCCUGCCCUCGCAGCAGGCAGGGAUGAUGAGGAGGAGGAUGGUCCCCCACUAUCAACAUCCCAGCACUGGGUGCUCCCAGUGCCAGAUCCGGGGGCACCGGGGCUGGAGGUAUCUCCGGGGGGUCCUACCCUGACUCCCACCCCUUCCUGCUUGCCUUGGAGUUCCUGCAUCGCUUGUCUGUCUGUCUGUCUGUUUUCAGGACCACUCAAGCUGCAGGAGGGGGGAAGGUGUGGGCAGGGGUCCCCUGGGACCUGCAGCACCCUGAGGAAUGAGCACCAUCCCCUGGGACCAAGGGGGUGGCCCCGUGUCCCCCCCUAAGGCAGUGGCCACCCCAACCUAAGCACUUCUGGGGCUGCUGUGACCUGGUGUAGGUCCUGCACAGGUCGAGCCCCCCUUGGCAGCUGUGUUUACCUCUGUGCCUGCAUGGGCAGAAAUACCUGUGAUUCCCUAUUCCACCCCUUUCCCAGAUUUUAGGCCUCCUGGGGGGGCUCAACCCACGUGUCCCCCUCCUGCUCUGCCCUUGGACUUGAACCCAGCGGGAUCCUUUCUGGGGAAACCCUUCUUUGUGUGGGAUUUUUGUGAUUUAUUUUUUCCCCAAGACAGCCAGUAAGCAGCUAAACCACUCUUUGAGGGUUGAUUGAUAUAUAAUGUGUGUGUCUAUAUAUAUGUAUCUAUAUAUGGAUAUAUCUAGACAGAGAUAAAUCCAUGUCUAUCUAUAUUUAGAUAUAUAUCUCUAGA
Molecule: messenger RNA, 5041 nt
Organism: Pipra filicauda (Wire-tailed manakin)
Lineage: Eukaryota; Metazoa; Chordata; Aves; Passeriformes; Pipridae
Gene: AKNA
Product: AT-hook transcription factor
Exons: 22
Coding region: 266-4237 (1323 amino acids)
Biological process (GO): epithelial to mesenchymal transition; neuroblast division in subventricular zone; neuroblast delamination
Cellular component (GO): centrosome
Source: RefSeq, a predicted model, not a curated record